GGCAGUGAUCACCUGUUUCACUUACGGCCUCAGGUUCCUGUCCCAGUCGCACACCUGACAGCAGAAUGUCUGACAAGGGAACCUUCGAUACCAACGUGCUGACCCUCACCAGGUUUGUUCUGGAGGAGGGGAGGAAAGCACAGGGAACAGGUGAGCUGACCAACCUGCUCAACUCCAUCUGCACUGCUGUCAAAGCCAUUUCCACUGCUGUCAGGAAGGCUGGGAUCGCUAACCUAUAUGGCAUUGCUGGAAGCACCAAUGUGACGGGGGACCAGGUGAAGAAGCUGGAUAUCCUGUCCAAUGACCUGGUCAUCAACAUGAUCAAGUCCUCCUUCACCUCCUGCGUGCUUGUGUCGGAGGAAGAUGAGAAGGCCAUCAUUGUGGACCCAGACAUCAGAGGAAAAUACAUUGUGUGCUUUGAUCCACUGGAUGGUUCCUCAAACAUCGACUGUCUUGUCUCCAUUGGAACCAUUUUUGCCAUCUACAGAAAGACCACAGACGAUGAGCCUGCAGAGAAUGAUGCUUUGCAACCAGGAAGAAAUAUUGUUGCUGCUGGUUAUGCUCUGUAUGGCAGUGCCACCAUGAUGGUCCUCUCCACUGGUCAGGGAGUCAACUGCUUCAUGCUUGAUCCGGCAAUUGGUGAGUUCAUUUUAGUGGAUCGAGAUGUAAAGAUCAAGAAAAAGGGAAAAAUCUACAGUUUGAAUGAGGGAUAUGCACAGCACUUUUAUCCAGAUGUGACAGAAUACCUGCAAAAGAAGAAAUACCCAGAGGAUGGUUCUGCUCCGUAUGGCAGUCGAUAUGUUGGCUCAAUGGUAGCCGAUGUUCAUCGUACUUUGGUGUAUGGAGGAAUCUUUUUAUAUCCUGCUAAUGUCAAGAGUCCUAAUGGCAAGCUGAGGCUGCUGUAUGAAUGCAACCCCAUGGCCUUCAUCAUGGUGCAGGCAGGAGGCAUGGCCACCACAGGAUCCAUGAACGUUCUGGACAUCCAGCCCACCUCUAUCCACCAGCGAGUCCCUGUGGUCCUUGGAUCCCCUGAUGAUGUGCAAGAAUAUAUUUCCAUUUACAAGAAGCAUAACAAAUGAGCAGGCGGAGUCUGGCAGUGAGCAGAGCUAAACACAAUCAGAAGACUCAGUCAGACGUUGCUUUCUACUCAUUCCUGCUGCACUGAUGAACGAAGCAAGCGCUUCACUGGAACCUCACACUGUUUUCAUUACGCACAAGCAUUGUGCUGUGUGUUAUUUGAAGGGACAUACCCUGUAUUUUUUAAAUAAAGACAAAUGAAACAAUG
This is a messenger RNA of Scophthalmus maximus (turbot), 1285 nucleotides long. Its product is annotated as fructose-1,6-bisphosphatase 1. The transcript is spliced from 8 exons. The record is from RefSeq and is a predicted model, not a curated record. NCBI's taxonomy places the organism in Eukaryota, Metazoa, Chordata, Actinopteri, Pleuronectiformes, Scophthalmidae. Gene Ontology annotation, molecular function: fructose 1,6-bisphosphate 1-phosphatase activity. Gene Ontology annotation, biological process: fructose 1,6-bisphosphate metabolic process; gluconeogenesis; sucrose biosynthetic process. Bases 66 to 1079 code for a protein of 337 amino acids. Gene Ontology annotation, cellular component: cytosol; cytoplasm.